Molecule: messenger RNA, 7986 nt
Organism: Adineta steineri
Lineage: Eukaryota; Metazoa; Rotifera; Eurotatoria; Adinetida; Adinetidae
Source: the annotation of a GenBank genome assembly
AUGAUGCAAGUUGGAACAAAUCAAUCAGCUACUUAUCAUAGUCAACCAGCACUAUCUUCAUCAGGUGGACAAACAGGUCGUUCAUCAUCAACAUCUCGUCAACAACAACAACAACAACAACAACCACAAUAUGAUAAUGAACAAUUAGCAAAUAUUCGACCACGCAUAUGUAUUUUACGUAAAUGGCCACAUUAUGAUGGUUAUGGUGUUCAUUUAGCACGUAAUCAACAUUGGCUUGGUUUACGUAUUGGUGAUGUUGAACCAAAUAGUCCAGCUGAAAGUGGUGGUCUUUUACGUGAAGAUGUUGUUCUUGCUGUAAACGGUCAUUCAGUUGAAAAUGAUGAUUUUUUUGCUAUACUCUCAUUUAUUCAACAUGAACUUGAAGCUGAUCAAAUUCGUUUUCUUGUACUUGAUCCUCAGAAUGCAGAUUUAGCUCGACAUAAUAAUUUACAUAUCGAUGAAAAUCAUCGAGCAUGUGUUCGAAUGGAAACACCAACAUUAACUGUAAGUCCAGAAAAAGUUUUAUAUGAUCAAUGGCGUGCAACAAAUAAUGUUGAUCCAACAGCAGCACAAAAUACAGUUCAUCUUGGACCAACACUAUCAUUAAAUCAAAAUCAAAAUAUUCCAAAUACUCAACGAAAUCAACAAAGAUCUUCAAAUGAUAGAAAUGAUGAUGUUUAUACAUUCUUACCAUAUUCAGAUCGUGCACUUGAGAACGGCAAAUCAUUUUUUGAAAUACUCUUCGAACAAAAUGAUCAUCCAUCAUCAAAACAAGACAAAGACCAACGGGAAGGUGACCAAGAAAAUGAACAACAACAACAACAACAUCCACGUCAUACUACAUAUGAUCCAUCUAAUAAGCAUUUUACCGGUGAUAAUGAUAAUAGUGGAGAUCAUAAAGACAAAACCCAUGGUAGUCAAAUCAAAGAUGGUAUUAAAAAUAUCGCUAAAGCAGGCAUUGACAAUCUUAAAUCUAUUUUACCGACAAAAACUCACGAUGAUAAUGAUUCUAAACAUAAACCUAGUAGCGGAUCAAUAGAUCAUUCUUCUAGUAGGGAUGAUUCUCCAACAUUUAUUGACAAAGUUAAAGAUAAAUUGAAACCAUCAGCACACAGUCCUACAAAUACACCGAAACAACAAAAACAAUCACAGCCAUAUGAAAAUAUGUGGCAAUCAUCAUCUCAGUCACCGCAGCAGGACACAAAUAACAAUUUAAGCGAUGAACAACCACGUUUGUGUUCAUUACAUCUUCGAUCUGGCGAUACAAUUGGAAUAUCAUUACAACCUGAUAAUGAUUUUAGUCAUAUUAUAAAACAAGUUGAACCAAAUUCUCCAGCUGGUCGUGCUGGUAUUGAAAAAGAUGAUUGUAUUAUAACACUUAAUGAUAUACCACUUCUUCGUGUUUCAUACGAAGAAGUUUUAAAUACUCUUAAAAAAUCUCGUGAUGAACCAGAUCUUGAUUUUCUUGUUGCAAAAAAAUCUUAUCUACUUAAAUCACGUAAAGAUAAAACAGCUGUAGGUGAAGUUUUACCAUCAUCAAAUUUACCGGACAGAAAUAGUUCAUCAACUAUACCACCAGCACAAGCAUUGGAACAACUUUAUGAUAAAUAUAAUAAGGACAAGAAACCAUCAUUUGAUGAACAAACAAAUUCGAAUAAAUCAAGAGAAACAGUUUCGACAUCAACACCAAAUAAUCGAUAUGAUCCAAAUUCAUCAGAUUCAGAUAAUAAUCGAUAUCCAUCAAAACCACAACAAGGACAAAUUUUACAUGGUGUUGGACCAGCUACAGCUGAUCAAUCAUCAUGGGGUGGAAAGUCAAGUGAUGAUUUUCGUGUACCAGCUAGUGGUGAUUCAUCAACUCGUUCAACUUCACGAGAUCGACGACCAGAUGCUGAUGAUAUCAAAGGACGUAAUAGUUCAGUAGAAGAUUCUUUUAAACCUUUACAAGUUGGAAUUACUAAUCCAACAGCAUCACAACAAGCAUCUGGAAAUGUUUCACCUAAUCUUGUUGACGAUCGACAACGUGGAGGUCGACCAACAUCAUAUGAUCAACGAGAUAAUUCAACAGGAGCUUUACCAAGCCCUGGUACAGCAGCUGGAGCAAGUAAUCGUGGUGAUACAACAUCUUCGCAACCAUCACGAUCAAAUCAAACAAUUCAAAAUAUUACAAAUGCUGUACCCAUUGUAGCUGGUCAAGGAUCAUCUCCACGAAGUGACUAUGAUCAAGGAACCUCUCAAAAUACUCCAUCAACUCAAUCAGAUGCUCGUUUAGGCGUUACCAAAGCGAUGAGUGUUCCGAGUAAACCUCCCAAAAGCAAUGUACUUACGGCUGUCUAUAGUGAUUCAGAUGAUGACGAUUUGUCUGAUAUAUCAGAAAGAUCACGGGAAGAAGAUAUAUCUGAUCCGGUUAUUCACAAAAAUUUACCAUCUCAUGCUACUACGACUGGAGCUACAGAUAACAAAAUAAACCAAUUAUCUGCUGAUUUAUCCAAAGAAAUUAUAAAAUCAGGUCUUCAUUCUCCAGAAAUUUCAUCCAGAGCUUCAGCAUUAGGUCUUCGUACAUCAGAAACGUCACCUAAUUCAACAAAUCAAAAUUCAAAUUUUAAUAAAGAUCUGAACGAGAAACAAGGACUGACUUCAGUAAAUCCAAAUGCUAAUCAACAAUCAACGACAUCGCCAGCAAAUGUUAAAACAAGUGGAGAUGGUCGUACUUUAGAAAGAUCUGAUAGUGAUGAUACUAUAUCUGAUAUACCACCGAUCGGAUCAUUAACAAAUCCACAACAGAGUGUACAAGCUCGUUGUCUUGAAAAAUUUGCUAGUAAUGAAUCUCUAUCGGAAGCCGGUAAACAGAAUAUCGUUGCAUCACCAGAUAUGAGAACAAAUGUUCAAGCUCGACGUCUUCAAAAAUUUGCCAGUGAUGAUUCUAUAUCAGAGGCUGGUAAACAACCAACUUCAUCAGCAAGAGAUAUGAAACCGAUUGUACAAGCUCGUCGUCUUGAACAAUAUGCUAGUGAUGAUUCUAUAUCGGAGAGUGAAGUACCACCAAUCGGAUCAUUAACGAAUACCCAAUCGAAUGUACAAGCCCGACGUCUUGAGAAAUAUGCUAGUGAUGAUUCUAUAUCGGAGGCUGGUAGACAACCGACUGUAAAAGCUCGUCGUCUUGAGAAAACCGAUAGUGAUGAUUCUGUAUCGACUACUAGUAUACCGCCAAUCGCUUCAUUAACGAAUAAUCAACCGAAUGUACAAGCUCGUCGUCUUGAUAAAUCUGAUAGUGACGAUAAUAUUUCAGGUGCUGAAUCUCAAGCAACAAAACAAUCUGCUGCCGAUACAUUUUAUUCACCUGUUGAAUCAGUCGAUGAUGCAACUGAUACUGAAGAACAACCAGCAGAUAGUUGGCAUCAACGUGUAAAAAAGGAAAUCAAUCAAAUUAGAACUCCGGAUAAUAAACAAACUCUGUCUCAAGCAAGAACACAAGAUGAAAGUGAUGAUGAUGACGAUAGAAGUUCUUCUGAAGAAUCUGAAAGUCAGAAAACACCAUUACCAAGAGGAAAAAUGGCGUUCGCUACAUUACCACUAUCCGAAUUAAAAGAUUAUGGUUAUGAUUUACAUGAUAUACAAUUAAUGCAACCAACUGAAACAAGUCCAGUUGGUCUAAAAUUAACUAAGCAACAUGAUCCAUUACAAUAUAUUAUAACAGCUGUUGCUAAAGGAACAAAAGCAGAUUUAGCUGGUCUUAAAGUUAAUGAUUGGCUUAUUAAAGUUGAAGAUAAAGAUGUACGUUUAGUUGAAUUUGCUGAAGUUUCACAAGAUAUUCGGCAAUUAUUAACUAAUGCUGGUUUAAUUAAUAUGGUUGUAGCAAGAAAGAAAUCACCAACAUCAUCACCAACAAUUAAACCAACUGAACAACUACGAUCACCAUUACCAUCAACAGUAUCAAAACCAGAAUCAAUUAGUCGUCAACAAGGAGGUCAAAUUCCAGCAUCAUUAUUAACAACCGAUAUUACACGCGAUACACCUGAUAAUAAUCAAGUUCGUUUUAUACCUGAUAAAUCUCAACAUUCACCACCAACACAUUCUCCACGUUCACCAGUUUCAACACAUGUUAACGCACCUGGUGGUCCAUUAUCAGUUGGCAUAACAAAUCCAAUAUCGGAUGAAAAUCAAACAAGAUCUCCACGUUCACAAAGUCAAUCGCCACGUCAUUCACCAACACGUGCAUUUACUGUUAAUCGACAACAAGAAGCAUCAUUAACUGAUGAACCAGCAUCCGAUGAAAUUGAUCCAAAUGAUAUUCGUAAAAUUGAAUUAAAAGAAGCAUUAGGAUUAGAUUUUAAUUCAUUUAUACCUGAAGGUGAUAGUAAAAUUCAAACACAUUUUAUUAGUAAUGUUCAACCAUCAUCAAUGGCUGAUAAAGCUGGUUUACGUGAUGGAGAUCGUAUAUUAACAGUUAACGGUUAUGAUGUUAAAAAUGCUAUACAUGAAGAUGUUCGUCGUAUGAUGCAAGGAAAAAAACCAUUACAAUUAACAGUUGUCAAUGAUCCAAAAUAUUUAGAAUUAAUUGAAAAUGUCAAACGUAAUCAACCUAAAGGAGAAGGUACAGAAGAUAGUAAUAAUACUUUACCACCCGAUUAUGAAACAGUAGAGCAAGAAAAAUCGGGUGGUGGUGUGAGUGAUGUAACUAGUCGUAAUCGUUCAAUAGGAAAAAGUGUUACUAGUGAUUCAGGUAGUGAUUCAAAUGUCGUACGUUCAAAACCCGGAUCACCAAAAUCAAUCAAUGAUGAUCUAUCAAAAGAUUCUAAUGCUUUAUUUGUUGAUGAUAAAGGUCCCGUUCAAGGAAAACAUUGUAUUUUAAAAAAAGAUCCAAGUUAUAAUGGUUACGGUCUUUUAUUACGUUAUCAAAAUGGUCUUCAUUUAAUAGAUCAAGUUGAAGAAAACUCUCCAGCUUAUAAUUGUGGUUUACGUGAAGAUGAUGUCAUUAUAUUUGUUGAUAAACGAAAUGUUGAACAAAUGACACAUGAUGACGUUAAAAUACUUAUUCGAAAAUUAUCAUUAUCAAAUACAAAUAUUGAUUUAAUAUUAUUGAGAAAAAAUGAUAUGGCACGAUAUAAAACUUAUCAAGAAAAAAAUACUGUCAAUUGGCAACCACUUCUUCAAGAUAAACUUUAUCAUGAAAUACAACAAACUGAACAACACGAUACUGAUAAUAGUCGUUCAAUAGAUGAUCCAGUAAGUGUUCCACGUAAACAAUCAGUAACAUCAUCAUCAGGUAAACAACAAGCACCAGCUCCACCAACAUCAUCAGCUACUACACGUGUUUGUACUUUAUAUCCAUCUGCUGAACGUACGGCAGGCUUUGCACUUAGUGGUAAAGCUCCUCCUCCAUAUGUUAUUUGUCAAAUUGAAAAAAAUUCUCCUGCUGAAAAAGCUGGUUUACUUAUUAAUGAUACACUUUUAUCAAUAAAUGGAAAAUCAGUUACUGAUAUAAGUUACGAAGAAACAGUUAAAUUAAUUAAAGAAGCACUUCAACAAAAAAGUGUUGAACUUGUUGUUCGAGAUCAAGCCAACGAUAAUAAACAAGAUCAAAAAAAUAUUAAAGUCGAACGUCAAUCAACAACGAGUGAUCAAAGAUAUAAUUCUAUGGGAAGUAGUGAUAGCAAUGCUUUAGGAAAUCUUGGUAAUACUGGAGGAGGAGAAGCAGGUGGUCGAGAUGCCAAUACAGUCGAACAAUAUCAAAAACAGCGAAAUAAAGAAUUAUCAUAUACGUUACGUCUUUGUCAUUUACAUCCAACUAAUGGUGAUGGUACACAAGCAGCAACAUUUGGUUUUGAAUUAAGUGAAGAACCUGAUUAUGAAUAUCCAUUAAUAUUACGUGUUAAACCACAAUCACCAGCUGAAGGUGCUGGUUUACAAUCACGUGAUAUAUUAUUAAAAAUUAAUGAACGUAAAACCAAAGGUUUAGGUUAUGAAAAAGCUAAAAAAGAAAUUGAAAAAGCUAAACGUGAUGGUCGAUUGGAAAUGCUUGUUGUCGAUCAAGAAACAUUUGAUUAUUGUAAACGUUCAAAGAAACCAUUGAAAGAACCUGAAAUGAAAGUGAAACAUAUUUUUCCAAAAAGUAGGUCAUCAGCAAGUUUUCAUAAAUUACCUGUUGCUGGAGCAACAUCUUCAUCACUUUCAUCACGAGAAGAUAGUGGAGAACAGUUAAGUAAUAGUAUUACUAAACAAGAUGAUAAUAAUCCAUAUUCUCAUCGUACAUCGGAUGCUUAUCGUCUUUCGGUAUCAAAAGAAACGGAUUCUGAGAAUGAAGAUGAAAAACCAAAUUUAUCGCGAGAAAAAUCAUCUCCUGAAAUUUCAUCACAACCUAAAACUGCACGCAAUUCAGAAGCACCAGUUAAGUUUGAUUUAACUACACCAACGAAUGUUACUACUGAUCAGCAUCAUCAUAAUGAACAACCUUUGAAAUUUCGUAAUCGUGAUGAAGUUACAGCACAACGCACAAGUGAUUCUUCAGCUACAAGUCAAAAUGCACCUAAUUUAUCACGAUCAGCAACAUCACUACAACAGAAAUCUGCUAAAGAUUCAAAAGGAUCAAAAGCAAAAGCUAUACCACAUGCAAUUAAUAAUUUAUUUCACAGAAUUGGACAUUCAAAAUCAUCAAAACCUGAUUAUGAUACUUCAAUAAGACCAACGGUUAGUUCAAAGGGACGUGCACCUUCGCCACCAUCAUCUCGUAUUGAACAUAAUCAUUUUGAUUCACCAUAUGUAUCACAAUCACUCGAUACAGUUAUCAAUAAUCCAAAUACUACUGUACCUGCUUCAUCUAUUCAAGAUACAGUACGUUCAACAGUAUCAACUGGAUCAUUUGAUUAUUUGAGAGGUCCUCGCCGAUGUGUACUCAAAGUAGAUCGUAAUAAAGGUCUUGGAUUUGUUCUUAGUGCCACCGGUGAUUUUGAUCAUACAAUUACUGCUGUUGAAAAAUAUUCAGCAGCUGAUGCAGCUGGUUUACAAAUUAACGAUGAAGUCUUGGAAGUCGAUGGUGUAGAUGUACGAACUGUUAAAUAUGAACAAGUAGUUGAAAUGCUCGUAUCUGCAAUGCGAACAAAUGAUACUAUUGACAUGCGUGUUAUUGAUGGUCGUUCUCGUGAUGUUUAUCCAUCGACAACUGAUGUUGAUAAACAAACAAAUACAAAUCAUAUAUUAAAUAGCAAUAAUAAUAAUAAUAAUACAAUAACAGGAUCAACGACUCAUUCACAACGUACAACAGCUGUUUUAGGUGAUGAUAUAUCUGAUAUAAACAGUUCAAUUAGUCCAUUUGAUAGUCUUAAUCAACAAAAAAUUGCUACAAGUUAUCCAAAUUUACCUGGCCAAUUAAAACAUUUUGAUAAUUUUACCAGUCGUGCACUUAGUGGAAGUGUACCUGCACUUGCUACUGGAAUUACAGCUUCGCCAGGUGCUCUUCAUCAUGCAAAAAGUAUUUCAACUUCAUCUGAAAAAGGUUCAAUAACUAGAUUAUCAGAUAUUUCAUCACAAGAUGCACCUGUUGCACGUCUUUGUCGUGUUCGAAAAUUUGCAUCAUCGCCAUUCUAUGGUUUCUUCUUAUGUGGUGAUCCAAAAAAACUCGGUCGAGUAUUUAUUUCCGAUGUAACAAAACAUUCACCAGCAGCUGUUUGUGGUUUACGUGAUGGUGAUCGAAUUAUUGAAAUAAAUGGUUUAACUAUUCAUACAUUAACUUAUGAAACAAUCUUAGAUAAAAUCAAACAACAUAUGGCACGUGAUGAUCUUGAAUUACUUGUACUUGAUAAAAAAUCUGUGCAUUGGUAUCGUGAAAGAAAUUAUCCAAUAACAUCACGAACAUUACCAACAAUUGUUCAUAUUGAACCAAUUAUUAAUGAUACAACUUCAGACAUACAAUCAUCAUCAGAACUACCGUCUACACAUACGAAAAUGGUUGGAUUUGCAGAUCGACGAGUAUCGAAAACGGGUCUUUAA